GAAAUUUCCAGUAAAACAGCUGAUUGAUAAACAAAAUGCCUGUAAAGAAAUAUUUUCCCAGAAAAGAAAUUAAAAGGCUUUGCUUGGCCAGCAAAUUUGAAGUGGACAAGAGAAACUCAUCAUAUAAACAUUAUAAAUCAUUUACGUUAGAUGAUGAGCAGUACAUUGUGGGUGAUUUUGUUUUGAUUGCAAAUGAUGAAAAUGGAAAUGAAAACUUGGAGUCUAAAGACACUGCUUUUACAGCACAAAUUAAAGAUGUUAUUGAAAAGGAAUACAAGACAAAGUCAAAAAAGAAAGAAAUUGUUGCAGUGGUUACAUGGUACUGGAGACGAGAAGAGCUACCUGAUUCACAUCUAGCUUCGAUUGAAGCUCAUCCAUUUGAAGUUUUUAAGAACUUAACUAACAUCCCAGAAGAGAUUGAUCCUGAAACCAUAUUAGGAAAAUGUCAGAUAGAAACAAAAGCUGUGGAUGAAAUGAAAACUCUGAGCAGUCGUCAGAAAAAGAAUGAGCAAAUGAAAUUUUAUGUAUCACGAUCAUACAAUGGAAAAUAUUUUAUUCCUUUAAAACAAUCAAAUAAAACAGAAAAGGAUAGCAAGAUAAGGAGACAGUCUAUGCCUGCACAUAUUAAUGGAGGUGACAAUAUAGUAAAAGCGUUUUCAAGAAGAAGUUUGAAUAAUAUAAACAUUCAAGAUAAUGAAUGUAAGAGCUCAUUGUCCCCAGUAAAACCUCUACAGUCUGUUGUAGCUAAAGAAGUAGAAAAAAAACUAAUUAGCCCGAAAGCUUAUGGAAAUAAAUAUGCAUGUUUCAAGGGAGAAGAUGUCACAAAAUUUCUCAUGGAUGACGAUGCUUUUGAUACAGUGUCACUUAUAUCAGACAGUAGUAGUACUACCAGUAGUUCAUCUAGUGCUAGACGAAAAUCUUCAAGACUUUCUAUUAAUAGUAACAUUCAAAAUGAAGAUAGGACUUCAAAUGAUAAUUUGAUUGUAAAACCAAUUAAUAAAUCAAGUCCAGCAAUUUUGAAAACACCUAAAAGAAAACUUAGUUCGUCUUCAGUAGAAAGUUCAUUGUCAUCGAAGAAAUGUCGGACUGAACCAAAAAGACGAUCGGUUUCAUUUGCCCAUGCAGAUUUAAAAGCAAAAACUGUUAGUAAAAUACAGAAACAGAAGGUUGUACCAACAGUAGUAUUGAGAAAAGUUCAAGAUCAAUAUAUCUCAUUCCGUAAUCAGACUCCUGAAAGUGUAGACAGGCCUGUUACAACUAGAAGAAGUCUGGGAGAAACAUUUACAAAAAAUGAUACACCAAAACAAAACAGGAGUUUACGACAACGAAGGAAGAUAGAUUAUAAUGAGGCUACGGGAAAAGUGGACUUCGGUUUGAAUGAUUCUAAUGAUGUAUUUGUAAUGGAAGAAGCUAGUGAUAGUGACAAUGAUAGCCUUGCUAGUCUCAAACAACGAAGUAAUAAGAAGAAUUCAAGAAGUAAAUCAACACCAGAUAGUGAUAGUGACAAUGAUAGCCUUGCUAGUCUCAAACAACGAAGUAAUAAGAAGAAUUCAAGAAGUAAAUCAACACCAGAUAGUGAUAGUGACAAUGAUAGCCUUGCCAGUCUCAAGCAACGAAGUAAUAAGAAGAAUUCAAGAAGUAAAUCAACACCCGAUAGUGACAGUGACACUGAUAGCCAUGCUAGUCUCAAAAGACAGAGUAAUAAGAAGAAAGCAAAGAGUAAAUCAACACCAAAUCGUAGAUCUACUGCAAGUGAGGUAACACCACAUAUCCCUGGCAGAUCACGACCAUUGAUGUCACCGUCAAGUGUUUUGGAAGAGGCAAGAGCUAGGUUACAUGUGUCAGCAGUACCUGAUUCAUUGCCAUGUAGAGAAAAGGAAUUUGAAGAUAUUUUUAGUUUUGUAGAGAGUAAAAUAUUAGAUGGAACUGGAGGGUGUAUGUACAUAUCAGGUGUACCUGGCACAGGCAAAACAGCUACAGUCCAUGAGGUGAUCAGGGCCCUGAAUAAAGCAUAUGAAGAUGGGGAAUUAAGCCAAUUUAAGUACAUAUCUAUAAAUGGAAUGAGAUUAACAGAGCCUAGACAGGCUUAUGUACAGAUACUCAAGCAACUGACUGGACAGAAAGCUACACCUGACCAUGCUGCUGAUUUACUGAACAAAAAGUUUACAACACCUGGACCAAGAAAAGAAACCAUUGUUAUGUUGGCUGAUGAGCUUGAUUUGCUAUGGACAAGAAAACAAGAUGUUAUGUAUAAUCUAUUUGACUGGCCAUCACAGCGACAUGCUCGGUUAGUUGUCCUAGCUGUUGCUAAUACUAUGGAUUUACCAGAGAGGAUAAUGAUGAAAAGAGUUGCCAGUAGAAUUGGACUUACAAGAAUGACAUUCCAGCCUUACACUUUCAAACAGUUACAGGAGAUAGUCGUAUCCAGAAUGAAAGGGCUGAAAGCAUUUGAUUCAGAUGCUAUACAGCUGGCUGCUAGGAAAGUAGCAGCUGUAUCUGGUGAUGCUAGGAGAGCUCUGGAUAUCUGUCGUAGAUCUACUGAGAUAGCUGAAAAUAGAUCUCCUUCAAAGAAAACCAACAUCUUGGUUGGAAUGUCGCAUGUUGAUGCUGCACUUCAGGAAAUGUUCUCUUCUCCAAAAAUAGUUACAAUCAGAGGACUGUCAAAUCAAGAGAAACUAUUCCUGAGAGCAAUUGUAGCUGAGUUCACCAGGUCAGGAUUAGAGGAAGCUGAGUUUUCUAGGAUAUAUACACAGCAUAUAUCACUAUGCAGAUUUGAAGGUUUAACCCCACCAACCACUUCACAACUGGCAUCUAUAUGUUCAAGACUUGGUAGUAUACGACUGCUGUUAGUAGAACAUGGCCGCCAUGACCUUCAAAUGAGAGUGAGGCUCAACAUCAGUCAAGAUGACAUUUUAUUUGCUUUGAAAGAAAAGACAAAUGUUUGAUGAUCAUUGUAAUACAAAGCCAAAUGUGUUCAUGAAAAUAUAGUGUAUUUGUCUAGGAAUAUUUGUGUUUAUGGAAGAAUAUUACGAGGUGUUGGUUUAAUAUUCAUCAGUUAUAUAAUUUAAAAGAACAUGUGUUAUUCAAAGUAGGUGUUUAAUUGGCCGAAAGUUCAUAAAAGUCAUCAGUUACAUGAACAGUAUUUUUUAAUUCAAAGUUGAUCAUCAGUUUGCUGAAAUGUAUUUUUUUAAAACAUGAUUGAGGUUUUUUUUAAAAGAAUUGUUUUAUUUAUUAAAAAAGAAACAAAAAAAAUUACGGAGGUUUUAACUGUCAAUAAAUGGAAUGACUUAAGUAUUUUAUCUGAUUUAUGUAUUUCAUUAUAUUAAUAUAAAGAU
Mytilus californianus (California mussel) is the source of this 3335-nucleotide messenger RNA. RefSeq names its product origin recognition complex subunit 1-like. NCBI's taxonomy places the organism in Eukaryota, Metazoa, Mollusca, Bivalvia, Mytilida, Mytilidae. The transcript is spliced from 14 exons. The record is from RefSeq and is a predicted model, not a curated record. The coding region runs from base 36 to 2945 and encodes 969 amino acids. Gene Ontology annotation, biological process: mitotic DNA replication checkpoint signaling; DNA replication initiation. Gene Ontology annotation, cellular component: nuclear origin of replication recognition complex. Gene Ontology annotation, molecular function: chromatin binding; ATP binding; DNA replication origin binding.